Phacochoerus africanus (Common warthog) is the source of this 3555-nucleotide messenger RNA. It is a transcript of the gene SLC4A1, whose product is annotated as solute carrier family 4 member 1 (Diego blood group). Gene Ontology annotation, molecular function: bicarbonate transmembrane transporter activity; solute:inorganic anion antiporter activity; monoatomic anion transmembrane transporter activity. Gene Ontology annotation, cellular component: plasma membrane; basolateral plasma membrane. Gene Ontology annotation, biological process: regulation of intracellular pH; bicarbonate transport; transmembrane transport. The transcript has 20 exons. NCBI's taxonomy places the organism in Eukaryota, Metazoa, Chordata, Mammalia, Artiodactyla, Suidae. The record is from RefSeq and is a predicted model, not a curated record. The coding region runs from base 195 to 2969 and encodes 924 amino acids.
UGGGAACUGCCCCCGGGGCGCACAAGCAGGAACCCAGUGCUGUUAGAGCGGGCGUGAGCUCAUCUGGUCACAGAGGCCACCGGCAGCUGCAGGAGGUCACCGAGGGACCCCAAAGCUCUCAAGCAGGGACCCGCAGUGCGGGUUAUGCUGGGGGCUCAGAUCACUGCAGACAACUGAACAGUCAGCACAGCGCCAUGGGGGACUCCCAGGAUAAUGAAGAGAGGCUGGAGGAGAAUUUAGGGGUGCAGGACUAUGAAGACCAAGCUCCCCCCACGAUCGGGGAGGAGGACCCAGAAGCUCAGCUCACUGAGCCAACGGCCACCGACUACCACACUGCAUCGCGGUACCUAGACACCCAUAAGUUACCUGAGCAGCUGCAGAUUGGUGUGGAGCUGCGGGAACUGGUGAUGGAUGAAAAGAACCAGGAGAUGCAGUGGAUGGAGAGAGCGCGGUGGGUGCGGCUGGAGGAGAACCUGGGGAAGGAUGGGACCUGGGGCCGCCCACACCUGUCUUACCUCACCUUCUGGAGCCUGUUAGAGCUGCAGAAAGCCUUCACCAAGGGUACUGUCCUCCUGGACCUGCCAGAGAAAUCCCUGCCCGGGGUGGUCGUGCAGCUGCUGGACAGGUUUAUCUUCGAGGGGCAGAUCCGGCCUGAACACCGAGAGCCCCUGCUCCGGACCCUGCUGCUCAAACACAGCCACGCCAGAGAUAUAGAGGUCCUGGGGGAGAUGAAGCCUGCGCUCUUGACACCUGCGGGCCCUUCGCAGCCUCUGCUCCCACAGCAGCCCUCGCUGGAAGUAGAGCUCUUUUGUGAACAGGGAGAGGGGAGCAUGGAAGGCCACUCAUCUGAAAUCCUGGGGAAGAGCCCUGAGAACCUGGACACGCUGGUGCUCGUGGGCCAAGUCUCCUUCCUGGAGCGGCCGGUGCUGGGCUUCGUGCGGCUAAAGGAGCCCAUGGAGACGGAGCAGGAGACGGAGCAGGAGACGGAGCAGAAGCCAGAGGAGACAGAGGCGCUGGCAGUGCCUCUGCGCUUCCUCAUGGUGCUGCUGGGACCAGAGGACCCUCACAUUGACUACAAUCAGCUGGGCCGAGCUGCUGCCACCCUCCUGUCAGAGAAGGUGUUCCACGCUGAGGCACGCGUGGCUCAGAGCAAGGAGGAGCUGGUACAUUCUCUGGGGGGCUUCCUAGACUGCAGUCUGGUGCUGCCGCCCUCAGACACUUUCUCGGAGAAGGACCUGCUCAGCCUGAUACCUGUGCAGAGGGCACUGCUGAAAAGACGCAAACUCCCCAGUCCUGCCAAGCAGGAACCCAGCUUCUACAUGGGCCUAGACAUGGAUGGGGGCAUAGAAGACAAAGACGACCCUCUGAGGAGGACGGGCAAGCUUUUCGGGGGCCUGGCGCGUGACAUCCGGCGCCGCUACCCGCGCUACUUGAGUGACAUCACAGACGCCUUGAGUCCCCAGGUCCUAUCUGCCAUCAUCUUCAUCUACUUUGCCGCCCUGUCGCCUGCCAUCACCUUCGGCGGCCUCCUGGGAGAAAAGACCCAGAACCUGAUGGGCGUGUCGGAGCUGCUCAUCUCUACGUCAGCGCAGGGCAUCGUCUUCUCCCUGCUGGGGGCUCAGCCCCUGCUCGUGGUGGGCUUCUCAGGACCCCUGCUCGUGUUUGAGGAAGCCUUCUACUCGUUCUGCCAGGAUAACGGCCUGGAGUACAUCGUGGGCCGUGUGUGGAUUGGCUACUGGCUUAUCUUUCUGGUGGUGCUGGUGGUGGCCUUUGAGGGCAGCUUCCUGGUCCGCUUCAUCUCUCGCUACACCCAAGAGAUCUUCUCCUUCCUCAUCUCCCUCAUCUUCAUCUUCGAGACCUUCAAAAAGCUGUACAAGAUCUUCGAGGAGCACCCACUGAAGAAGGAUUAUUCUGCGGCAGGACCGUCCAAACCCAACACAGCCCUCCUCUCUCUUGUGCUCAUGGCGGGCACCUUCUUCUUUGCCAUGCUGCUGCGCAAGUUCAAGAACAGCUCCUACUUCCCUGGCAAGCUGCGACGAGUCAUCGGGGACUUUGGGGUUCCCAUUUCCAUCCUGAUCAUGGUCUUGGUGGAUGUCUUCAUCGAGGAGACCUACACACAGAAACUCAGCGUGCCUUCAGGCUUCACUGUAUCCAACUCCACUGCCCGAGGCUGGCUCAUCCACCCGCUGGGCCAGGGUGGCUCCUUUCCCAUCUGGAUGAUGUUUGCUUCCGUUCUGCCUGCCAUGCUGGUCUUCAUCCUCAUCUUCCUAGAGACCCAGAUCACCACGCUGAUCGUCAGCAAACCAGAGCGCAAGAUGGUCAAGGGCUCCGGCUUCCACCUGGACCUGCUGCUGAUCAUGGGCAUGGGUGGGGUGGCCGCCAUCUUUGGGUUGCCCUGGCUCAGUGCCACCACCGUGCGUUCUGUCACCCACGCCAAUGCCCUCACGGUCAUGAGCAAGUCCAGCAUCCCAGGAGCUGCUUCCCAGAUUCAGGAAGUCAAGGAACAGCGGAUCAGCGGGCUCCUGGUCGCUGUGCUCGUGGGCCUGUCCAUCCUCAUGGGGCCCAUCCUGUCCCACAUCCCCCUGGCUGUGCUGUUUGGCAUCUUCCUCUACAUGGGGGUCACGUCACUCAGUGGCAUCCAGCUCUUUGACCGCAUCUUGCUUCUGUUCAAGCCGUCCAAGUACCACCCGGACAUACCCUAUGCCAAGCGGGUAAGAACCUGGCGCAUGCACCUGUACACGCUCACCCAGAUCAUCUGCCUCGUGGUGCUGUGGACGGUGAAGUUCUUCCCAUCCACCUCGCUGGCCCUGCCCUUCGUCCUCAUCCUCACGGUGCCCCUCCGCCACUUCCUGCUGCCACUCAUCUUCAGGAAACUGGAGCUCCAAUGUCUGGAUGCUGAUGAUGCGAAGCCCAACUUAGACGAGGAGCACGGUCGGGAUGAAUAUGACGAGGUGCACAUGCCUGUGUGAGGGGGGGCCCGGGCCCCGGCGCCCCCUCCACCGUUCCACGGGCCCACUCUCCCAGGAAAAGCAGAGGUUCAUGGGCACCUCCUGGACUCCCAGGUCCCUCCGGGGGAAGCAGCUGAGGUCCGGGGGCCAUGGGUUAGGGGGAAGGAAGGGGUGUCUAAGAAACCUUCCGUGAAGUGUAGGCUGGCUUUUGCAGGAAAUGGACAGUGGGGUCCACAGCAGGGAUUUACCGUGCAGUCCCUUCUGGGGCCACACUGCCACUUGGGGGAUCCCACUCCCCAAGACCUAGAUCUGAGCCCUCAUGGCACAGACAGGAGCAGUGAUGGGGGUGGAGGGAGGGCGCUGGGCGAAGGGUGGGUAUUCAAAUUCCUAUUUGCUGUGUGACCUUGGGCAAGUCCUUGGAUCUCUCCAGCCUCUGCUUCCUCAUCUGUAAAAUGGGUAUAUCAAUAAUCACAUACCCACAUUACAGGAUGGUUUCUGAGGACCAAAGAUAAAUGUGAGGAAAGGGCUUUGGGAGUUCUCGUCAUGGCGCAGUGGUUAACGAAUCCGACUAAGAACCAUGAGGUUUGGGGUUCGAUCCCUGGCUUCG